Penicillium taxi is the source of this 2235-nucleotide messenger RNA. RefSeq names its product mismatch repair ATPase MLH1. Lineage: Eukaryota; Fungi; Ascomycota; Eurotiomycetes; Eurotiales; Aspergillaceae. Gene Ontology annotation, biological process: mismatch repair. The transcript is spliced from 4 exons. Gene Ontology annotation, molecular function: ATP binding; ATP hydrolysis activity; ATP-dependent DNA damage sensor activity. Gene Ontology annotation, cellular component: MutLalpha complex. Bases 1 to 2235 code for a protein of 744 amino acids. The record is from RefSeq and is a predicted model, not a curated record.
AUGGAAGACAUGAUGGAAAUAGAUCCAUCAGAUUUUCGUGGCACGAAGCGCCCUAUUGACGAGGUUGAAGUCUUAGAGCCUGCCAAGCCAAAGAGAAUCAAGGCUCUAGAUCCCGACGUCGUCAAUAAGAUCGCCGCCGGAGAGAUUAUUGUGGCUCCUAUGCACGCCUUGAAGGAGCUCAUCGAAAACGCCGUUGAUGCGGGCUCUACAUCGAUUGAGGUUCUAGUGAAGGAGGGAGGACUGAAGUUGCUACAAAUCACAGACAAUGGGCACGGCAUUGAUCGGGAUGACAUGCCGAUACUUUGCGAGAGAUUCACAACAUCUAAACUCAAGGAUUUUGAAGAUCUUUCUUCAAUCGGUACAUACGGUUUCCGAGGCGAAGCACUCGCCAGUAUCAGUCAUAUUGCCCAUUUAACUGUGACCACAAAGACCGCUGGCUCAAGUUGUGCCUGGCGAGCACAUUACGGUGCUGGAAAACUGGUCCCUGCAAAACCGGGGCAGAGUGCAUCUCCCAAGGCGAUAGCUGGAAGGGGUGGAACACAGAUCACGGUCGAAGAUCUAUUCUAUAAUAUUCCCACCCGUCGUCGUGCCUUUCGCUCCGCAAGCGAAGAGUAUGCUAAGAUCCUCGAUGUGGUUGGCCGGUAUUCUGUGCACUGCGCCGGCGUUGCCUUCUCUUGUCGCAAGCACGGUGAUUCUGGAGUCAGCAUCUCGACACCAUCAAGUGCAAACACCAUCGACCGAAUUCGCCAGAUUCAUGGUAGCGCAGUUGCAAGCGAACUGGUUGAGUUCAAAGUAUUAGACGAAAAGCUUGGAUUCCGUGCCUCCGGGUUAGCGACCAAUGCGAAUUAUCAUGUCAAGAAGACGGGAAUUCUCCUUUUUAUCAAUCACCGUGCCGUAGAGUCAACGGCUAUAAAACGUGCUGUCGAGCAGACUUAUUCCACAUUUCUACCCAAGGGUGGACAUCCUUUUGUUUAUCUUGAUCUGGAGAUCGAGCCGCAUCGCGUAGAUGUGAAUGUCCAUCCAACGAAACGAGAGGUAAACUUCCUCAAUGAGGACGAAAUCGUCGACAUGGUUUGCACUGAAAUCAGAUCCAAGCUUGUACAGGUCGACUCAAGCCGCACAUUCCUGACGCAAAGUCUCUUGCCGGGAGUGCAGACCAUUGAAACGAUCCAACUUGAUAACGGUGGCUCUUCAGAUGGAGUGACAAAUACAAAGUCAGCAAGCACUCCCAAAACACCAGCAACAGUCAAAAAACCAUAUGAAAACAACCUGGUCCGCACAGACUCCAAAGUCCGCAAAAUCACCUCCAUGCUUACACCAGUCGCAAUUUCCUCGCCUUCACUAAAUGGACUAAACAAAUCUGGAAAUGCAGAGCCAAUACCAGAUGACGGCCUCCAGUACGAGACCACAGACCGACAACCCCUCCGCAUCGCCCUCUCCUCAGUCAAAAAUCUCCGCAGCAUAGUCCGCACCACAAUGCACAACACCCUUACAGAGAUGUUUGCAUCGCACACAUACGUGGGGGUAGUGGACGAGCAACGACGUCUAGCAGCAAUACAAUCUGGCAUAAAGCUCUACCUAGUCGAUUACGGGCUCGCAUGUAAUGAAUUCUUUUACCAAGUCGGACUAACAGACUUCGGGAACUUCGGCACCAUAAAACUCGAACCACCACCCAAACUUGUCGAUCUCCUACAAAUAGGAGCAGAAGCAGAGCAACAAAACCAUAAUUGUAACGACAAAGAAGCCGAGAAUAUAUUUUCUGACGCUGCGGAAAUCGUUGCCCGUACUCUCAUUGAGCGUCGGGAGAUGCUGGACGAAUACUUCUCGCUCAAGGUUAGCGCAGAUGGCGAGUUACUCACCAUACCACUACUGUUAAAAGGAUACGUUCCCUCGCUGGCGAAGCUACCUAGAUUCCUGCUUCGACUGGGUCCGUACGUGGAAUGGUCUAACGAGGAAGACUGUUUCCACACUUUCCUGCGUGAGCUGGCUGCCUUUUAUACACCGGAACAGUUACCUGUUUCUCCGUCAAAAUCUGCAGAGAGUUCAAAUCCAGAUGUCCCUGCGAUUGAGGAAGAUGUCUUCAUUGUCACACGACGGGCACAGAUGAUUCGGAUGUUGGAGUAUGAUGUCUUCCCGGCGCUGCGUGCGAGGCUGGUGGCUACAUCCCGGAUGCUGCGUGGUGUGGUAGAGGUCGCUGAUCUCAAGGGUCUUUAUAGGGUGUUUGAGCGGUGCUAG